This is a messenger RNA of Stegodyphus dumicola, 860 nucleotides long. Its product is annotated as constitutive coactivator of PPAR-gamma-like protein 1 homolog. NCBI's taxonomy places the organism in Eukaryota, Metazoa, Arthropoda, Arachnida, Araneae, Eresidae. The record is from RefSeq and is a predicted model, not a curated record. Gene Ontology annotation, cellular component: nucleus.
AGGGUUGUUUAGAAACUAAAGAAUAUAUUUUAAAUGAAGUGACACGGUGCUUAAAUCUUCAUCCUAGUCGAAUUUGUAUUGUUGCUGCUUUGCUUGGAAAUCACAUAAUCAGUGAUACAGAUUUGGCUUCUUUUCAUCGGUCUCUGUGUCCAGAUGCUAAAGGAAAGAUAGCUCCAAAUACUCUGAUCAAAGCAAUUGUUGAUUAUGUCAGAAAUCUACCAUCAGUUGAUGAUUUGGAUGAAGUAGCAUGGCAUGUUUUUGGAUCUCCAUCAGAUGAGAGAUGUGAGAAAUUUAAACAGUGUGUAUUAUAUUAUUGCCGAGGUAACCGAAAUGUUGGAGCAAAUAUUUCAAAUCCUACAGCCUCUUCAUCUGCAGUUGGCAAUUCAUACCUGUUACAAGAAAUGGAAAAUCUUGAUAUUCGUAAUAACAAGUUUUCACCUAGUAGCAAAAGUGUCAGAACACCUCUUCUUCCUACACCUGGAUUCAAUACUGGACCUAAUGUUGGUUCGCAUUUCCAAAACAAUGUAGUCUGUGGGAAAAGUAGUCUUUUAAUGGAUGCAAGUCCUGAAAAUUUGCACAUGACAGAAGAUUCAUUAAUACAUUCUCGUUCCAAAUUUGCAUCUGAAACAGAUGAAAGUGAAAUGUCAAAUCUCCAAUCCAUUCGGCAGGUACUAGGCAAAUCUAAACAUGGAGCAUUUUACCAGUUACUUUCCAAUCAGAGUAAUUCUGAUUGUGAUGGUGGAACUUCAAAUUUUAAUUCACCAAGUAGCAACAUGAUUAGUGAUCAUAAAGAUAAUUCUUUUAGACUAGAAACCCUGGAUGAUACUGGCACAGAACCUGUAAUGGAGUCUACACCAUUG